GUAAUUCAAUAUUUCUAGCAACUAGAAAGAGAUUCAAAUUUCUGAAUAGAAUAAGUGUAUGGUGACAAAAUGGAUUUCUAUCAGAGCCAAGUGGAUUAUUACAUGGAACAAAAGUUCGCGGACAUCCGUAAGCAUUGUUUAAGCAGUGGGGAGUAUUUUGAAGAUACCGAGUUCCCCCCUGGCGAUGAUGCACUUUUCCUUAAAGAGAAAAGCAUACCAGAACUUAAGUGGCGCAGACCAAAUAUGUUAUGCAAUGAACCACAUUUAAUUGUGGGCGGGACCUCUUCUAUGGAUUUAACUACAGGAGAAUUUGGGAGCCCCGCCUUUGUUGCUGCGUGUUCGGUGCUUGCUAAUCAUGAAGACUUUUGGAAAAGGGUUGUUCCUGAUGCCAUGACCCAAGAAUGGAACCCUAUGAAGCCAAUGACAUACACUGGAGUGUUUAAAUUCAGAUUCUGGAGAUUUGGUCGUUGGACAGAGGUUGUUGUGGACGACAGGUUACCUGUGUUGGAUGAUCAGCUGUUUGGCAUUCGUUCAACUGAAAAGAACGAGUUCUGGAGUGCUUUGCUUGAAAAAGCAUAUGCUAAAUUGGUUGGCUGUUAUGAGGCGCUACAUAACAUGGACAGCGGAGAAAUCCUACAAGAUCUCACAGGAGGCAUCAUUGAACCCAUAAAUUUGCGCGAAACAGUCACUGACUCUCAAUCAAAAGACGAUUUGUUUGAGGAUAUUUGUGACUCAAGAAUGUCAGGACGUGCACUUCUUACUUGCUGGAUUGAUAAAGAAGCAGAGACUAAAGGAGAACUGGGCCUUGUAAGUGGAAACGUAUACGCAGUGAAUGCUGUCAGAGAAAUUAAACUUGGAACUGGCUUGUUAAGCUUUUUCAAGUAGGUUUAGGAAUAUUUAAUUAAAAAUACGACAAACACUCACAAAAUUUUGAUUAAUAUAAAUGUGAUAAACAUUACUUCAAAUAACACCUCGUCCGGCGCCGUGGCAUAGUGGUUAGCG
Molecule: messenger RNA, 1002 nt
Organism: Ciona intestinalis (vase tunicate)
Lineage: Eukaryota; Metazoa; Chordata; Ascidiacea; Phlebobranchia; Cionidae
Source: RefSeq, a predicted model, not a curated record